Wyeomyia smithii (pitcher-plant mosquito) is the source of this 7833-nucleotide messenger RNA. It is a transcript of the gene unc-13, whose product is annotated as protein unc-13 homolog B. Gene Ontology annotation, cellular component: synaptic vesicle membrane; presynaptic membrane; neuromuscular junction. The record is from RefSeq and is a predicted model, not a curated record. NCBI's taxonomy places the organism in Eukaryota, Metazoa, Arthropoda, Insecta, Diptera, Culicidae. Bases 673 to 7704 code for a protein of 2343 amino acids. The transcript has 25 exons. Gene Ontology annotation, molecular function: diacylglycerol binding; calmodulin binding; calcium ion binding. Gene Ontology annotation, biological process: synaptic vesicle priming; presynaptic dense core vesicle exocytosis; synaptic vesicle maturation.
AAAACAAGUGGCAGCGGUGAAGAGCUACUUUUCCAGUGCAAAACUUGUGUGUUUUUCGUUCUCCUCGUCGUCGUCGUCGUCGUCUCGUCGUGUGUGUUUCUGUGUUUCGGUGUUGAGUGUGAAGAAAAACGCGUGCGACUUCGCGAACGCUCGUCCGGGUUGGGGUGGAAACGUGUGAAGGGGUGGUUAGUGUGGAUCGAUUGCCAAAGGAUUAACACACACACGCAGCAGCAGCAGCAGGAGCAGGAGCAGGAGGAGGAGUGGAACGGUCCCGAUUCGAACGCAGCAAAAACGGAGCACUUUUGCAACCGUCGCCGGGAGCAGCAACAGCAGCCGCAAGAAACUUGUCCGGAGUGCUGUUAUGCCUUGUUACGAUUGAAUCAAAAUAUUUACCCGCAUAUCUCCGGUGGACUGCAGUCCUGCUUCGGCAGAGUACAUCGAACCGCAGCGGACCCCGCCGGAACAGCGGACAGCAGCCUCCUUCUGGUGGGCCCGACCGAGUAUCAUCACAGCCGCCUCGAUCCCCACCAGCACGAGACUCCUGCGGCGACGGGAGCCACUAGAAAAAGAUCCACCAGUAGACUGCAGCUGUCCUCAAGCAACAACGCCUACUACCACCCCGUACUUUUAACCCCCCGAACGGCGUACCCAGCCAGUUUACAUCUGAACGCAAUGGACGAGAACGAAGUGAUGGCUGCGUACCUGUGGAGCAAACAGUCCCAGGAUCUAUACGCCAGCCAUGGGCUGAAGGAUUUGCACCAUCUGCAUCAGGAUUUCAUCAUCAACGACUACACGGACAAGAUCGCCACCAACAUCGACCUGCUCGAUACGGAGCUGAAGUUUGCCUGGGCGGCGCUGAAUUUGCUCAACGAAGAGUACACCCGGAUGUCGGAGAAGGUGUUCAAGCUGCAAUCGUUGAACGUGUCGCAACAGCGGAUCGUGCAGAAUUUGCAGUUCAUGGAGGAGAACCGGAAGGCGUACCUGGACAUGAUACCGGACUAUGCUCGGCAUCACGAUUUCUCGCUGCAGGAACAGUCGAGGCUGCGGGAAGAUUUGCAAUAUCGAGAUUGUAUCAACGAGGCGUACAUGAGCCAUAUGAUGCCACCGGAGGCCGCUGCGGCUUAUCCUUACGAGUACGGACCCAUGGAGGAGGUUGCUGGUUACGAAGGACAGGAGUAUUGGCUGAUGAGGCGGAAUCUUUCCAACAUUCCGGAGGUGCUGCAAGAGCAGCAGCAGCAGCCUUCGCUGCAAGAUCAGUACGAUGAGAUGGCGGCUCGGUAUCAGCAUGACGCGGCACGGCUGUCCACCAAUCCGUUCCUAUCGACGGUGGAAGCUGAGGGUGGCAUUCUGAGGGAGAUCGAACCAGCCGACAAUGCGGCACUGAUUGAGCAGCAGCUGAGGGCUUCGUUCCUGAAUCAUGCCAAACAGAUGGAGUUGGAGUAUGGAUCGCCUCUGGCGAGACAGCACGCGGUAGAGCAAAGCAUCGAGCGGAUGAGCAAUGGGGACAUCAAACAGAUGAUGACGAAGGUGAUGGAGGAUGAAGAUGUGGCGUCGUUGAGCAGCGAGGAGGUUGAUAAGGUGCGGACGUUUAUGGCUAAGAAUUGUGGUGACUUGCGGGAGGUUUUUGCCGAAGAGUUCUCUCCACUGGCUAAGGAUAAUAAAGCUGGCGAGAAGCUGAUCGCCCGGAAUAAGUUGGGAGGCGUUAGCCCCAAAAAGGACUUCACCAAGUAUAUUAAUUUACCCCACGCCGAGGGGAUCGCUUCGCUAACGAGCGACGAUCUUUUGACGGUCGAAGACGGGACAAUCAUAAUUCAGGACAGUGCCGGAACGAGAAACAACGAAUUCCAACUCAACCUCACGGCCGCUCAUCCAGUAAAUGGCCUCGGGGGAUCGGGGUCGCCUAAGAAGCUAAGCGAAUUCUCGCCGUUCGGCUUGCAGAAGUAUCUAGUGAAGGACCCCCGCCUGCUGGAGAAGGAGAAUAAUCUAAACCUCGCCGAUUUGAUGAACAGUAAACCGUGCGCGGACAGCGCGUUAACCUAUACGAAUACGAACGGAGAAUCGGAGUCGAUUUUCAGCCAAAGCUUUAAGGAGGCUGUCGAAGCGAAGUUGGCCGGCCAGGCGGUCCAGAUUGCGGGCAACAUGAUGGGCCUGGGAGAGCCGGUUCCACUCUUUCCGACGGUCACCAUGAAACCAAAUAUCAGCGAAGCUCUGGAGGCGGCCUCCGCCUCCUCCGCUGUACACGUGGACUGUAGAAGACCAAGCAUCACAGAAGCUUCCGAAACUAGGCGCGUAAGUGUUACCGAAUCAUUGUUCUCAACUGUAGUUAGAAAACCAAGUAUAACCACGGCUACCGAAAUGCCGAGCAAGGUUAGCGUAAGCGAAUCUACCGAGUCGCAACCGCAGCAACAGCAGCCGCUGUUUGCAACGAUUCCCCGGAAGGCGAGUCUAAACGAACCGCUGGAACCGUCAGCUUUCCAACCGUUCGUACGAAAAUCUAGCAUAAAGGAGCCCCCGUCGAGUCCUCCCAUGUUCACUCCACUUCCCGGGCAGACUUCGAUCACGGAUACCCCCGAGAUGCAAGCCAUCUACGAAUCACUUUCGCGUAAAUCCAGCAUUCCAACGCUCGGAGACGGGAUAUUCUUCCCAUCGCUGGAUAUCUCCGAUUCAGGAUUCGCAGAAUCCACCGAUGGAAUGGGUCUUUUCCCUACGAUACCCCUGACACUCUCAUCCAGUGACGCUCCGGUCAGUUUACAGGACUUCUCAACCCUCUCAACCAUAUCGAACGUUCCGGAGACUUCGGAAGCAUCUUCCUUCCUGCACAUUUCCAUGAAUUCGUCCGGAAUCAGUGAAGCCUCCGAUAGUCUAACGAUGCCAGUAUCGACUGCCGAACCUACCCCGCUCCACACCACUGCGAAGGACGUCCCGGAAAAAAUAUCCACCUUACCACCCAUAUCAGCUGCACCGGCAACAAUCGCAGCCCUAGCCGACAGCAAACCGAUAGCUCAAGCCACGGCCCCUCCGGUGACCCUAAUCUCAACGACGACCGUCAAACCAACACCCAGCGUCAGCUCCGCCACCGUCGCACCGACUGCUCAACCGCCAGCCAAACCAACACCAAGCUUAGCUCAAAAACCAGCACCGCAACCUGCAGCUCCUCAACCGCAACCGGCAGCAGCUCCCCAACCACAACCACAACCACAGGAGCAAAAACCUGGCUUCUUCCAGGCGCCCGCGGCCUUCGGAAGUUUCUUCAACAAGGCCACCAAAAACUUUACCCACCAGGACAGCUCGGACAGCCUUAUCAGCACCAAAUCGAAGUCCUUCUUCGCCUCGAUGAAAAGCUCCUUCUCGCUGGAUUCCUCCAAGCAAUCCCAAGAUCAGGAACAGCAACAACAGCAGCAGCAGCAGGAGUCGGAACCGGACCCGUCGACAGCUUCCUCACUGGAGCUUCAAUCGCCCCCAUCCAGCGGUGAUCAGACGGCUUCGGGCGCGGUAAUACUGCUGGCACCAGAAGAAACCACAACUGCUUCACCCCCACUACAAUCCCCAGCAGACGUAGGACAGGCACUGGUUCAACAACAACAACAGCAGAGUACACCAGUGCAGGAGCAGCAGCUGUUCUCUCCGGGGGCGGGGGACCCAUUGGCGAGUUCAGAAUUUCCGACCUUGAACGGCACAACGACAACCAGCGCACAAGAGUUCCCCGCCGAACAGCAGGACGACGAAGCACCGAAACCGACGCACAGAAAGCAGAGCUUAUUUCGAACCCAAGGAAGUGAAGAUGGCGAAGGAGGCAGCAAGUGGAAGCUGCUGAAAACACUCAAGGAGAAGCGGAUAGAGGAGAAGCAAAAGGUAGCGGAUAGUGAAGAGGGUGGCGAUGAACCGGGCAUCUUCAAAAAGGUCGACGUUACAAAGCCCGAGGAAGACGAGGUAAAUUCUACUAGCCGGGAUAGUUCGACAGGGCUUAAACGCAAUGGAACGUCGGAUAGUGGACGAGGAAAUGGUAUGGGAGACAAUACUUUCUACAGCAACAUCGACAGCAUGCCGGAUAUUCGUCCCCGGCGGAAGUCGAUACCGCUGGUGUCGGAGCUGACGAUGGCAGCCACAAAGCGUCAAGCAGGUCUGACUUCGGCGGUUCCCCGUGCGACACUCAACGAUGAAGAACUGAAAAUGCACGUCUACAAGAAGGCCCUCCAGGCGUUGAUCUAUCCGAUCUCAUCGACCACUCCGCACAACUUCGUACUGUGGACAGCGACUUCCCCGACGUACUGCUACGAGUGCGAAGGACUGCUCUGGGGUAUCGCCCGGCAGGGUGUUCGGUGCACAGAGUGCGCGGUCAAGUGCCACGAAAAGUGCAAAGAUCUUCUGAAUGCGGAUUGUUUGCAGAUGUGCUUUGCUGGAGCGUCGGAAAAGAGUUCGAAACACGGUGCCGCCGAGGACAAGGCCAAUUCGGUGAUCGCCGCCAUGAAGGAACGCAUGAAGCAACGGGAGCGCGAUCGGCCCGAGAUUUUCGAAGUUAUUAGGAAAGUGUUCAACGUGGAGGAGAAAAGUCACGCAGGGCACAUGAAGGCGAUCAAGCAGAGCGUGCUGGAUGGUACCAGCAAAUGGUCGGCUAAGAUCGCCAUCACCGUGAUCUGCGCCCAGGGUUUGAUUGCGAAGGAUAAAAGCGGCACCAGCGAUCCGUACGUUACCGUCCAGGUUAGCAAGGUGAAGAAGCGAACGCGUACGAUGCCGCAGGAGCUGAAUCCGGUGUGGAAUGAGAAGUUUAACUUCGAAUGUCACAACUCUUCCGAUCGCAUCAAGGUGCGCGUCUGGGACGAGGACAAUGAUCUGAAGUCCAAGCUGCGGCAGAAGUUGACGCGCGAAUCCGACGACUUCCUCGGGCAGACAAUCAUCGAGGUGCGGACGCUGUCGGGCGAAAUGGACGUCUGGUACAAUCUGGAGAAGCGAACGGACAAGUCGGCCGUCUCCGGGGCGAUUCGGUUGCACAUCUCCGUCGAGAUCAAGGGCGAGGAAAAGGUGGCUCCAUAUCACGUGCAGUACACCUGUCUGCACGAAAACGUAUUCCACUAUCUGUGCGAGGAAGCCCUGGGAACGGUUAAUCUACCGCAAACCAAGGGCGACGACGGUUGGAAGAUCUACUUCGACGAAACUCCGGAGGAGAUCGUCGACGAGUUUGCCAUGCGGUACGGCAUCGAGAAUAUCUACCAAGCGAUGACGCACUUCCAUUGCCUAUCGACCAAGUACCUGUGCGCGGGCGUUCCGGCAGUGAUGAGUACCUUACUAGCAAACAUUAACGCUUAUUACGCACACACGACAGCUUCGAGUGCUGUCUCGGCCAGUGAUCGCUUCGCUGCUAGCAACUUUGGUAAAGAAAAAUUCGUGAAACUACUGGACCAACUGCACAACUCUCUCCGUAUCGACUUAUCAAUGUAUCGCAACAACUUCCCCGCUUCCAGCCAAGAGAAACUGAUGGAUCUCAAGUCCACGGUCGAUCUGCUAACCAGUAUUACAUUUUUCCGCAUGAAGGUACAAGAACUGUCAAGCCCACCUAGAGCCAGCACGGUCGUGAAGGACUGCGUGAAAGCCUGUCUCCGCUCAACGUAUCAGUUUUUGUUCGAGAACUGCUACGAGCUGUACAAUCGAGAAUUUCAGGUCGACCCGAACGAAGCGAAACGGGAGGGUGAAGACCACGGACCAAAACUAGAGAACGUCGACUUCUGGCACAAACUAAUCGCACUUAUCGUAUCGGUUAUAGAGGAGGAUAAGAAUAGUUAUAGCGCAGUGCUUAAUCAAUUCCCGCAGGAGCUUAAUAUAGGACAGGUAUCGGCAGCUACGAUGUGGAGUCUGUUCGCGAUCGAUAUGAAGUACGCACUGGAGGAGCACGAGCAGCAUCGGCUGUGCAAGUCGUCCGCCUACAUGAACCUUCACUUCAAGGUGAAGUGGCUGUACACGAACUACGUAAAGGAGGUCCCACCGUACAAGGGCGCCGUGCCCGAGUAUCCCGCAUGGUUCGAACCGUUCGUGAUGCAGUGGCUUAACGAGAAUGAUGACGUUUCGCUCGAGUACCUGCACGGUGCCUUCAAGCGGGACAAGAAGGAUGGGUUCCAAAAGAGUAGCGAACACGCGCUGUUCUCCAACUCGGUCGUCGAUGUGUUCACGCAGUUAACACAGUGCUUCGAUGUAGUUAGUAAACUCGACUGCCCAGAUCCGGAGAUCUGGAAGCGGUACAUGCGACGGUUCGCCAAAACUAUUGUUAAGGUGUUGCUUGCUUACGUAGAUAUAGUUAAAACAGAAUUCCCCGAUAUCAUGCACGAGGAGAGAACGGCUUGUAUUCUAAUGAACAAUAUUCAACAACUGCGGGUCCAACUGGAGAAGAUGUUCGAUUCGAUGGGCGGCGACAAGCUGGAGGAGGACGCCGCCAACAUUCUAAAGGAGCUCCAGCAAAACUUGAACACCGCGCUGGAUGAUUUGGCAACGCUGUUUGCCAAGAGUUUGGAGCCCCGAAUUACGGUGAGCGUCCGCGAGUUGGGUGACCUGCUGCAGCAGGUUAAACAGCAAACAUCGCUCUUCCACGCUCCACCGGCGGACGACGCCGGACUGAUCGCGAUGGAAGCUGACGAGGUUCUGCGACCGUUGAUGGAUCUGCUGGACGGUUCGCUCUCGAUGUACGCCCAGUCCUGCGAGAAGACGGUCCUGAAGAGACUGCUCAAGGAACUGUGGAAGAUCGUCAUCCGAACGCUGGAAAAGACCAUCGUAUUGCCGCCGAUGGCGGAUCGAGCGAUGGUCUUCAAACAUCUGACCGAUAACGCCAAGAACUUGGCGGCAAACGCCAAGAUCGAGGACAUGUCCAGGUUAAUCAAGAACCACAUGGCCGGCAAGCCGGAUGCCAAAAACGUGCUCAGUGGAGUUAUGGACAUCUCCAAGGAGAUCGAGAAAAAUCUCUCCCCCAAGCAGUGCGCCGUGCUGGAGGUCGCUCUGGACACCAUCCAGCAGUACUUCCACGCCGGUGGCAACGGUCUGAAGAAGCCGUUCCUGGAGAAGUCGCCGGAGCUGCAAAGUCUCAAGUACGCCCUGAGCUUGUACACGCAGACGACCGACACGCUGAUCAAGUCGUUCGUCUCCGGCCAGGGAGCUUCCGAAGAAGGAGGCAUCAGCAGCGACGACGCUUCGGUGGGUGAAGUUUCGAUCCAGAUCGACGUUUCGUCCAAUCCGGAGAACGGAGAGCAGAAGAUUUCCGUUAAAGUAAUCGCCGCCAACGAUCUGAAGUGGACCGUCCCGUCCGGCAUGUUCCGACCGUUCAUCGAGGUGAACCUGAUCGGGCCGCAUCUGCACGACCGGAAGCGCAAAUUCGCCACCAAGUCCAAGUCGAACAACUGGUCGCCGAAGUACAACGAUACGUUCCAUUUCAUAAUUGGCAACGAGGAACAGUUGGAGUUCUUCGAGUUGCACAUCUGCGUUAAGGAUUACUGCUUUGCCCGAGAGGAUCGUCUGGUCGGGGUGGCCAUCCUCAAGCUGAAGGACGUAGUCGAUCAGGUAGGGAGGGUGGUAAAGUUUUUAUUUUGUUUUUGUUUGAAUGAUCGCGUGAAAGCGGGUGUGAAUGCGAGAUGGAAGAAUACCAAAAUUCCCGGUUUCAGGUAUUACAGGUUGCUUCAGACUGUUGGAAUGCCGCUCAGGAUUUGUGGACGAAUAUUUACAGGGUAAGAUUUGGUUUUGUGCAGGUUACUACGUUUAAUUUCUUUGUAUUUUCAUGACUUUUCUCCGGAUGGAACUUGCCGCAAGUGAACAGAUUAUAGGAGGGCUGUUGAAAAUCAAUAAAUAUUAAUUUUUGAA